AUGGCAGGCCAACCAUGCAAGCUUGUGGCUCAGGUGGCGUUUAAGGCCGGAGGCGAUGUGUUUCAUCAUCUGAUGUCGAAAAAUCCCAAACACUUCGCCAAAGUCUGCCCUUCCAAGGAGAAUGGGAAAGAGCAAAGAUCAAAACAAGUUAUAGAAGUAAAUGAUGAGAAGAAACAAGUAAAAUUCAAAGUGAUUGAAGGAGAUGUUUUGGAGCUUUACAAAAACAUGGUGAUAAGCUAUGAUGUUGAGACCAAAGGAGGCAUAGAUUUCGUAACUCGGACUAUAGAGUAUGAGCUGCUCAAACCAGAUAAUCCACCUCCAGUAGGGCUCUUGAAUUUAGGACUUGAAUUAUCUAAACAAGUGGAGGUUCAUAUUUUUGGAUAA
Salvia splendens (bonfire salvia) is the source of this 384-nucleotide messenger RNA. Its product is annotated as kirola. Gene Ontology annotation, biological process: defense response. The transcript has 2 exons. The record is from RefSeq and is a predicted model, not a curated record. Lineage: Eukaryota; Viridiplantae; Streptophyta; Magnoliopsida; Lamiales; Lamiaceae. Bases 1 to 384 code for a protein of 127 amino acids.